Molecule: messenger RNA, 1692 nt
Organism: Papaver somniferum (opium poppy)
Lineage: Eukaryota; Viridiplantae; Streptophyta; Magnoliopsida; Ranunculales; Papaveraceae
Product: ABSCISIC ACID-INSENSITIVE 5-like protein 2
Exons: 5
Coding region: 339-1337 (332 amino acids)
Biological process (GO): positive regulation of DNA-templated transcription
Cellular component (GO): nucleus
Molecular function (GO): DNA-binding transcription factor activity
Source: RefSeq, a predicted model, not a curated record
AUAUAUAUAAAUAAAUAACUAAACAAGGCCAAGAACUUAGGGUUUUUCAUCUCCAGAAACUGGAGAUUCGGGUCUGGUUUUGUUUUUGUCCCACUGCAAUAACAUUAACACCAACAACAAAAAAUUAAUAUUAUGUGGAUUCCACCUGCUUCUAACAACCUCACAAGAAGAUAAAAAUGGUGCAUUUUUAAGAUUCACUUCCCCGAUCAUCACUGUUUUAGGUUAUAUUAUAACUUUAUCUUCUGCGCUUUGAAUGAAUUCAGGGUUUUUACAUCAGGUAUUUGAGCUUGAGGUUUGGAAUGAUACACUCACACACAUACUGUGAAAAAAAUUGGUGAAUGGGGGUUCAGACGAUGGGGUCUCAAGGUGGUAACAGUCAGCAUUCUCAGUUCCUGCCGUUAGCGAGGCAAGGAUCAUUGUACAAUCUUACGCUUGAUGAGGUUCAAAACCAGCUAGGAGACUUAGGAAAACCUUUAAGUAGCAUGAACCUAGAUGAGCUACUAAAGAAUGUGUGGACGGCCGAAGCCAAUCAGGGUGUAGGAAUGGAUGCGGAGAAUACAGCUCAAAAUGAACAGCAUGCUUCAGCUUCUGCUUUACAGCGUCAAGCGAGCCUUAACUUAACUAGGGCUCUUAGCAAGAAAACGGUCGAUGAGGUGUGGAAAGAUAUACAGCAAGGUCAGAAAAAUGAUACAGAAGAGUUGAAAGCUGCUCAGGAAAGACAACAAACUCUAGGUGAGAUGACACUGGAAGAUUUCUUGGUGAAAGCAGGGGUUGUCUCUGAAGGUCCAGGGGAUAAGAAAAAUGAAGGGGCUACUGGUAUAGGAGUUGAUUUAAUGGCAGCACCUCCUCAGAGUUUCACUCAGCAAGCUCCAUGGAUGCAGUACCAGGUCCCUGCAAUACAUCAACAUCAGCAGCAACAACAACAACAAAAUAUGAUGGAAAUUUUUGCUCCAGGUCGUCCAGUUCCGCAGCCUCUUGCUCUAGCUACAAGUCCAAUUUUGGAAGUCACCUAUUCUGACAACCAAAUGGCUUUGUCAUCUCCUAUAGCCUUGUCAGAUACACAAACACCUGGGCGAAAAAGGGUCGCCCCAGGAGGAGACAUGAUUGAGAAAACUGUAGAGAGAAGGCAGAAAAGGAUGAUUAAGAACAGGGAGUCUGCAGCCAGGUCACGAGCUAGGAAGCAGGCUUACACUAAUGAGCUGGAGAACAAGGUUUCGCGCCUGGAAGAGGAAAAUGAAAGGCUCAGGAAACAGAAGGAGCUGGAUACGAUAUUACCAUCUGCACCGCCGCCUGAGCAGAAUUAUCAGCUUCGAAGAACAAGCUCAGCCCCUUUCUAAACUGGACUUGUGUGUUCAUACAAAAUGUUCUUUACAGUAUAGGCAGACUGCACUGGUGUUGUUCCUUGAUAUUUUGCUUUAGAAAAUUCUUGGGAGCCUGACCCACAGUUUCUCAGCUUCUCGAACAACUUUUGGAGCUAUCUUUCUCAAGUUUGCAAGGGCGCCUUAGAAAUAUCUGAAACCUGCUGUUUAGAUUCUGUCCCUGCUAUUGAAUUGAGGCUUUGGUUGUAUGUACAUGUUCACUGCUCACUUAUUGUAGAACUCACAGAACAAUAGUUUUUUCAUUGUGUGCUAUUAGAUGUUUCUAAAUGUACGUCGCGGUUUUAUAUAUUGGUUAACGUUCUUGUUUCCUUAA